AUGUUCACUUGGUCUCUGAUGGCCAUGGAGCGGUUGACUGAAGCCACUGAUUCAUCCGAGCCCAUGAACCUGACCCGCCAAUCAUCUGGAAUGACUGCGGUGAACUGGACCAUCGCUUUCCUUGGACCAUCCAAAAAAUCGUUGUCAGAUGCAGUAUCAAACCAACUCGCGAAGUUGCCUUCGAUGCAGCUUGACUGGGAUGGUGCAGAUGCACCAUGGGCACAUUACAACAAGACGAAACUCGCAGUCAUUGUCGAUUCACGACCGCUGACAACUCUCGCGCCUCUUGUCCUGCAGAUGAUGGUUACUGUCCCACACGACUGGCCCUUCUUGUUCCUUGGAUCAACACAAAGUAUCGCCGUGCUCAACAGCAGCCGAGCUGUUCAAGAGAAAGAAGCAUCAGGCAGACUUCGGUUUCAGACGAUCGAAUCUGACUAUCACUCUGUAGAGGGUAGCCAUCGCUUGCUCGCAAACCCCAAAUUUUAUGAUGAGAUGCUUCCCAAGAGCGUGGAGCACCUUUUCGUCUUCACCGAGUCAGACUCCCAAGCUUACAAAGGCAGUGGCGGCUUUUCACUCCGUCGCGUUUCUACUGUUCGUCGCGUCCUCGCUUUCCAACAACGAGACAACGAUACAAUUGCAGAAGAUGAGUUCCUGAGCUAUCGCAUGGCUACCAUCCCGAAUGCAGUCAUGCCAAACGGAACACAAGCAUCGGAGUUUGUCACCGACCAUAUCUACCAUAAGAACUCCUUUGGCAUCCAUGUUGGGGACAUGUCAAAGAGCAUGGUGGAAGUCUGGGACAACCAUGAUAGACGCAUGGAGAUAUACCGGUAUUGUCCAGAGGUGAAGAUGGCCAUGACACCGAUGAAGUUGACCAGAGAGAAGUGCGACGAACCUAAAGCAGAGGACUCGCACUAA
Messenger RNA from Aureobasidium musti, 915 nucleotides. Lineage: Eukaryota; Fungi; Ascomycota; Dothideomycetes; Dothideales; Saccotheciaceae. The record is from the annotation of a GenBank genome assembly.